This is a messenger RNA of Lasiodiplodia theobromae, 1233 nucleotides long. Its product is annotated as MFS transporter. The transcript has a single exon. The coding region runs from base 1 to 1233 and encodes 410 amino acids. The record is from RefSeq and is a predicted model, not a curated record. Gene Ontology annotation, molecular function: transmembrane transporter activity. NCBI's taxonomy places the organism in Eukaryota, Fungi, Ascomycota, Dothideomycetes, Botryosphaeriales, Botryosphaeriaceae. Gene Ontology annotation, biological process: transmembrane transport.
AUGGGCAUACUAUUCGCCCUCAUGACCAUCGCGUCCGCCAUUGGUCCACUGAUCGGCGGCGCCCUCGCGGAGCACGGUGCCUGGAGAUGGAUCUUCUACCUCAACCUGCCCAUCGGCGCCUCCGCCCUCCUACUCCUCUUCACCUUCCUGCGCGUCUCCCACAAGCCCAGCCUCACCCCGCGCGCGCAGCUCCGCCACAUCGACCUCAUCGGCAACACCAUCCUCAUCGCCUCCACCACCCUAACCCAAUACGCCCUGACCUACGCCGGCUCGCGCUACGCCUGGAACGACCCGCACACCACCAUCCCCCUCGCCACCGGCCUGACCGCCCUCCUCAUCCUCUUCCCCCUCUUCGAACGUAGCAGCAGCAGCAGCCCGCGCCUCUGCCCGCACCCGGUGAUCCCGCCGCACGUGCUCGGCAACCGCACGUCCGCCGCCGCCUUCUUCGUCACCUUCAACCACGCCGUGCUGGCCGUCUGGAUCACGUACUUCUUCCCCUUGUACUUCCAGGCCGUGCUGGGCGCCACGCCGCAGCGCUCCGGCGUGCAGCUGCUGCCGCUCGUCUUCGUCUUCCCGGCCGUCGCGGCGGCAGUCGGCGUGUUGAUUGCGCGGACGGGGCGGUUUCGUCCCGCGCAUUUUGGCGGGCUGGCUGUGCUGGGGGUGGGGGUGGGGUGCUGCUCGCUGCUCGGUGGUGCUGGAGAUGGUGACUGGCCGUGGAUCGUCCUGCAGAUGCUGGUGGCGGCUGGCUUGGGCGCGGUGAUGCCGGCGCUGCUGCCGGCGGUGCAGGCUGAGCUGCGCGAUGCGGACGCUGCGGCAAGCACGGCGGCGUGGGCGUUUGUGCGUUCGCUCGGGACUGUUUGGGGCGUGGCUAUCCCGGCAGCGGUGUUCAAUAAUCGUUUCCGCGAGCUGCUGGAUGAGCGGGUGGAUAUUGAGCCUGGGGCGAGAGCGGCGCUGAGGGGCGGGAGUGCGUAUGAGCAUGCGACAAAGGUUUUUGUUGAGUCCUUUCAGAAAGAGGAGACUCGGGCACAGGUUGUUAGUUUGUAUGCGGAUAGUUUGAAGCGGAUGUGGCAGAUUGGCGUAGUGUUUGCUGGUCUCUCUUUCUUGGCUGUAUUCUUUGAAAGGCCGGUCCUUUUGAGGAAGGAGCUGGAGACUGAAUUUGGAUUGGAAAGGUCAGAGAAGGGUUUACAAACUGUUGCGGUACCUUCAUCACAGGACGAGGCUCGGAUGGUUUGA